GUUAACAAUAUACUAUACAUUAAGCUCCAGUUUAGCUUAUUGUGACGGAAGAGUAACUACGGGACCCUACACUGAGCGUGGCCCGACAUGCUCUUGGCCGGUUUUUAUUUACAUAUACCAUGACAUCAUCGUUUUUCUUUCCUCGUUGGUCCAAACUCUGCACAAAUUCAGUAUGAUUAUAACAAUGAUACCUAUAUCAGUAGUUGUGAUUAUUUUAAUGUGUUGCGUUUUAGCGUUAUACUAUAAAAAAAGACGAAGAUAUUUGGAUUUAGCAUCUAAAGUGCCCACACAAAAAGAUAGACUGCCCAUCAUUGGACAUCUAUACAAGCUAAGCGGGGGAAGUGAACGAUUGUGGGAAUAUUCCAAAGAAGUUAGUGAUGCCGCUGAAAAAGCUGGAGGAAUCAUUACUAUAUGGGCGGGACCUAAGGCCAUAUUCUGUAUCAAUGACCCCGAUGAUGCUUUCACCGUGCUCAACUCGUGUUUAGAUAAAAGUUAUUUUUACAAAAUAGCUUUCGGCUGGUUCGGCCAUGGACUGCUUACUUCCGAUGUGGCCACAUGGAAGCAUAAUCGCAAGCUGCUGAACCCGACGUUCAGCCAGCAUGUGCUGGAUGGGUUCCUGCCCAUCUUCAACCGGCAGGCCACGCUGCUGGCUCUGGAGAUGGAACAGUCGGCUGGAACAGGCUUGUUCGAUCCUACUGAUUACUUUCGUGAAGUUACCCUCGAGACUGUCUGUCAAACCGCUUUUGGCAUCUCUCUGGACGACCGAUCAGUCAUCGACAGCGAAUACAAGAAAGCCCUUGCAGUCGCCCUAGACGGGUCUGCUCAGCGGCUGGGCAGAUUCUGGCUCCAUUCUGACUUCCUCUACCAGUUCUCUGCGCUUCGGAAAACUAUGGACGAAGCGGUGGCUGUUGUUCACAAAAUGUCUAGAAAUGUUUUAAACACGAGAAGAGCAGAAAGAAAGGAAGCGAAGACAGCCAAUACAUCAUCCCGCCGCUUCAUAGCAUUCCUGGACCUGUUGUUAGACCUGUCAGACGACGGCUCGUUCUCUGACGACCAGAUCCUGAACGAGCUGAACAUUUUCAUAGCGGCCGGCCAUGACACCUCGUCUCGCGUGCUCGUGUCAAUAAUGGUGUUACUGGGGACACAUCAGGAUGUGCAAGAGAAAUUAUACAAGGAGGUGAUAACCGUCCUAGGCCCAAGUUCGUACUUGAACAAGGAAGACAUAGCAAGGCUUGUGUACACGGAAGCAGUAAUCAAGGAGGUGCUUCGCCUCAGCCUAGUGGUUCCUAUCGUGGCACGGGAAGUCGACAAGGACAUCAAACUCAAGAACUACACGCUCCCAGCAGGCAGCGGUUGCGCGGUGUUGUUCUGGGGUAUCCACCGGCUGCCGAUCUGGGGCCCAGACCGUUUGCAGUUUAGGCCAGAGCGGUGGCUGGACCCCUCGACCCUGCCUCGGAAUCCUGGAGCCUUCUGUGGCUUCAGCCUUGGGAGGAGGAACUGCAUUGGGAAACCCUAUGCACUUAUGGCUAUAAAGACCAUAGUGGUACAUUUGGUACGUAAAUAUCGGAUCUCGGCCGACUACAGCAAAGUGAAACUGGAGUAUGACGUGCUACUCAAAUACGGAGAAGGACAACACAUAACGUUACAACUGAGGAAAGAGACAAAGGAAGAAAGCAAGAAAGGAAGAAGAGAGGAAGAAGUUCAAGAAGAUAACUUUAGAUAAUGUACUUCACUUUGAAUUAUCAUUAGCGUUAUACGUUAAUUAACGUUUUUAAAAUUUAACAAACCGUCAAUGUUUUCUGUUUGUUAGAAAGAGACAAAAAAUAGUGGUUUGUAAAAGGUUGCUAAGUUUUAUGAAUAAUAAGGGUAUAUGAAUACGAGU
Messenger RNA from Cydia pomonella (codling moth), 1882 nucleotides. RefSeq names its product cytochrome P450 4c3-like. Gene Ontology annotation, molecular function: iron ion binding; heme binding; oxidoreductase activity, acting on paired donors, with incorporation or reduction of molecular oxygen. The record is from RefSeq and is a predicted model, not a curated record. The coding region runs from base 173 to 1723 and encodes 516 amino acids. The transcript is spliced from 11 exons. Lineage: Eukaryota; Metazoa; Arthropoda; Insecta; Lepidoptera; Tortricidae.